This is a messenger RNA of Closterium sp. Naga37s-1, 858 nucleotides long. The record is from the annotation of a GenBank genome assembly. Lineage: Eukaryota; Viridiplantae; Streptophyta; Zygnematophyceae; Desmidiales; Closteriaceae.
AUGGCGCAAUGUCAGGACGACGAUGUAGGAGAAGCUGCUGACGAGCCACCAAACGACGCUGCCGCGCGAACAGGCUUAGAUUUCAUGCGAGGGCUUCAUGUGAACCCUCCGCCGGCCUGCACUGCCGGCCCGUCAUCGUGCAGCGGCAAAAAGAUGCCUCCUGCUCGCCCUACUGGUUCCAAUGCCGUCGCGCCGGACAGUGCUCCCGCCACUGUCAGCGUGACAGAGGUCGGCGAGUCUUCGUCUGGUGCCUCGAAGAAGAGGCUGAGAUACGCGCAAGCCGUACUCCCGUUCGGCACGCCUCCUGCUAAGCCGGCUCCGCCUCCAACUCCCACCCAAGCUCCCUCGCGUGUUUCUCGUGAGCUCUCCCGAGCCGAAAAGGCAGAGGAGAGAUUUUUGAAGGCGCAGCAGCUAUACAUCACCCAAUGGCUGCCGAAAUUUGAUUGGCUGCUGCUGGAUAAGAACGAGGAUGGGUUGCACAUCCUGCGCUGUAGUAUAUGUGUGGAGCACGGCAAGGACGACGCGAAAUUCGGGCGCAACGGCACGGGCGGAUGCGAUCUGCAACUCGGAUCGAUGAGAUGUCAUGAGCUGAGUGGCCGCCACGACGAAGCAAUGAAAAGGCAGCGCACGCUCAUGGCCGAGAUCGAGCAGCAGACACGCAUCAACGAUUUCGCCAACACCGACAAGGAAGGCGCGCGGCUUACUCAUCUCGUGCAUGGGAUUGAGGAGGCGCUCGUGGUCAAGGAUGCAGCGAAAGCAUACCCAGACCUCAACAUGAUCGAUGCGGCUGUGCGCGCGGUGGGAGAGAUCAUCUGCCGCUCGAACAUCUGGUACGAGCGGUUCAAGGAGCUGCAAUAG